AUUAAUGAAAUAGUAAAUGAUAACGUUCUUCGUUCUUCUCGUUCACGUGUUUAAUAGUUAAUACUCUGAUGGUUUAAUUGUCAUUUGUCAAUCGUUGAUAUUUUUAUUUUAGUUACAAAUUUGGUGUUUGUGUCUACUUGAAGUCGGAACAAUAUCCGUCUCAGGACACUGAGUGCAGGCUAUUUUAUUUGACCCGAAAUAAUAGUAGAAUAGUAUUCAUAAAAUUAUAAUGGAUGUCUCCGUGGAUGUCAAUAGCGAGGCUACCGAUAGCCUCAAAAUUGCAAAUCCAGCAUGGGCAGAUGCUAUGAGCAAAAUUUUAAAAACAAAAAAGCGGAAAGGAAAACCAUUAGUAUUGUCCAAGGCAAAGAUCAUUUCAGAAACUGACCUUAAUAAAAUAAAGCAAGAAAAAGAGGAUGUAGAUAACUCAUUUGAAGUUGUUGAUAAAGGUGGUCAAAAAGUUGCAGUACCGGUCAAUAUUGAAGAAAUUAAAGAUGAAAAACCAGACUUGGAACAUUUAGAACCAAAAAUACCAAAUCGAAUUCGUAUAAGGGAACAAGUAUUAAUGGGAAGACAAAAACCUUCAGUUAGUGAUAGAGUUAAAGAAAAAAAUUUAUCAAAAAUUGCUACAAAGGGUGUUGUACAACUAUUCAAUUUAGUUAAACAGCAACAAAGAACUGUAGAGAAGAAAUUAAAAAAUGUAGGACCAUCAAUUUUAAAACAAGACAAAGUAUUGGAAUCUCUAGAUAAAAAAUCAUUUAUUGAUUCCAUUGAUCAUAGGAAAGAAAAUGAUGAAAGUGGUUGGGAUGUUCUCCGAGAUGAUUUUAUGGGCGGCACUAAAAUUAAAGACUGGGAUAAACAGAUUGAAAAUGAUAGUGAAGAUGAUGGAAUUAACGUCUAAACGAAAGUUUUAUUUUAAUUUUAAAUAUUAUAUACAAUUGAAAAUAAAUGUUACUAUUACCUUUUUGAUGAA
Molecule: messenger RNA, 970 nt
Organism: Myzus persicae (green peach aphid)
Lineage: Eukaryota; Metazoa; Arthropoda; Insecta; Hemiptera; Aphididae
Product: RRP15-like protein
Exons: 5
Coding region: 230-898 (222 amino acids)
Biological process (GO): maturation of 5.8S rRNA; maturation of LSU-rRNA
Cellular component (GO): preribosome, large subunit precursor
Source: RefSeq, a predicted model, not a curated record